AUGGAGAGGCUUAAGCAAUGGGCUGGAACAAGACGCUUAACCUUGGACGGUCUGUUGUGUGGUCUUUUGCAUGACGCCCUGGAACAAUGCCCUGAGUUCAUACCAGCUAUUUUCCCGGAACAAUGGAAGGAGUCUAUUAGGAGCGAUUGGCGAGUCCGGCUGCUGUUCCAAUUCUCUCAAGAGGAUAUCCGUGCGGCUUUCAAUCAACUCCUGCACCAUAAGGAACUAUAUGAGAACUACCUACUGUAUUUCUUCAUUGAUGGCCUUGAUGAAUGUCUCGAAACCUGCCAGGAGGACUAUUAUGAUGUGGGGGAUUUGCUGCUAGGGUGGAUUGACUUAGCCCCACUUGACUUGAAGCUCUGCGUUUCGUCCAGGAAUUAUGAAGUAUUUCGCACUGCCUUUGACGACGGAAUGAGGCUUCAGCUCCACGAACUGACUCGUUCCGACAUUGCGAACCUUGUUAUAUAUAGACUGGAAGGGUUUGAGAUAUGCAGCGACACCAAGACAGCAGUAACAGGCCAACAUAUCGAACGUUUGCUGUGGUUGGAAAGUUCUCCGAGCUUUGGAAUGACACCAAUGACUCUUCUCAGAUACACCUUUUUGUUCGACUAUGAAAUAGACAGCAACUUUGCUAUGCGUGCUGAGAUGAGAGGUUAUGAUCUAAGUGAAGCUGAUGUUGCGAUACGCAAGGUACAAGCUCAAGCAAGGCUUAAUGAUCAAUCAAGAGGCCAUUUGUCUACGAAGCUGGCUGACAUUGGUUAUGUCACCUUCAUUCACCGUUCGGUAUAUGACUUCCUCCAGAUGCAUCACAAGACGCAUAUUCGGGAAGCAUGCGAGGGAUUCAAUAUUGUUGACGCCAUGAGCCAGAUGGUCCUCGCUGAGAUCAAGUUUUUCGGCUUGUGCUCAGUUCACUCUACCAGGCUUCGCUGGCUUCUUCUGAAAGAUUUGCCCCAGUUAUUGAGACUUUGUCAAGAGGAAGCUAAAGAUGCUUCGACCUUUCGUUUCUUCGAUGAGCUCGAUUACGCAGUCCUUUGCGCUCAAGGGCUUAACUCCCUUCAGGACCACCCAAGCCAGCUCCAGGUGUGUAUCAGUAAGACAGGCCACUUUACCCCCUCUGCGUGCUAUUUCUCGGUUUUCCAUCGGGCUAUCUAUACACAGUAUAUCGGAUAUAUGCGCUACAAGAUAGCCGAGGAUUCGCGGUUGGUUUAUGACAAAUUCCAGUUCACACAUAUUCUAGCUUGCAUUAUUGAAUCAAUAUACGAUACAGAUUUGCCCAAGGCCCACACAUGGAAAUCACCUACAUCAAGGGAUGGUUCCGUACCAAUAUUCUGA
Molecule: messenger RNA, 1332 nt
Organism: Aspergillus alliaceus
Lineage: Eukaryota; Fungi; Ascomycota; Eurotiomycetes; Eurotiales; Aspergillaceae
Exons: 5
Coding region: 1-1332 (443 amino acids)
Source: RefSeq, a predicted model, not a curated record